Molecule: messenger RNA, 1552 nt
Organism: Acanthochromis polyacanthus (spiny chromis)
Lineage: Eukaryota; Metazoa; Chordata; Actinopteri; Pomacentridae
Exons: 3
Coding region: 1-420 (139 amino acids)
Biological process (GO): signal transduction
Molecular function (GO): protein binding
Source: RefSeq, a predicted model, not a curated record
AUGCCCAACAAAGCUCAAGAGGAUGCUGUAAUCAAUCUGAAGACACUGCAAGACAUUUCCAGGCAGCUUGGCUUCGAGUGGACGGCGCUGGCGUAUGAGCUUGGCUUCAGCAGAACUGAAAUUGGGCGGUUCCACACCAGAUCUGCAGAGAAGAGCCUCCAGGCUCGGGCCAUGUUGGAAAGCUGGUAUGAGAAGUCAUGGGACAAGCCCAAUAAGACCAAACUGCUGCAGGAUGGACUGGAGCGAGCAGGCCGACGUGAUCUUUCUGAGAAACUUCGCUGCCUCCACUGGGGCCACCAGAAGCUGAGCCAGAGAGUGGAGCUUCCUUCUGCCUUCCCCUUCCUCAUCACCGUCCACAAGACCAUCCACAACCAAGACGCUCUGCGCAGAAUCAAUGACCUCAACCGUAGAUUCACUUAACCCUCGUGUCGUCAUGCGGGUCAGAAUUGACCUGUUUGAAAGUGUGUGUGUGUGUGUGGGGGGGAAUAUAUAUUUUUACAGUGAAACUUCUGAUGUCCACAUUUUCAGCAUUUUUGGGAAAUCUUUGAAAAAACACCCAGCUGUGCACUAAAAUGCAUGUAAGCUGCACUGCUCUGAAAUAAAUGGGCUUCUUUCACUGAACAGUGCUUGUUUUUUGUCUUGUAAGAAAUUGAAGCUUUGCAAUAAAGUUAAAAAGCAAAUUUACAGACUCAUAUUUUUUAUUUUAAAAUGCCAUUUUUUUAAAACAAAAUCUUCAUAUCUGUUCUUUUGACAGAAGUUUAGUACAUGUGAGUGGAAGGAAAUGGUAAGUUUAUGCAUAACACUUGAAAGAAAUCAAAAUAAUUAAGCUUCAUUAUAUAACACCAGUACUAAUUGUGAGGGCAGCGAACACAUCAAGAUGUCAGUUGGACUAAAAAUAUGCACACAACAGUAGUAGUAGAAUACUACUACUACGACUGACAAUUACUAUAAAACUGAACACAAACACUUGCUACAUAAAAAUAUGAAUUAUUCUAAGAUUUUUUUUCAACAUAAUUCCUAUUUUAACAACUUCUAACCUUUACUUUUUAAAUUCUGUCAAUGAUAAAAAUGACAGUAAUAGCACUUGGUACAAACACUUGCAACAUAAGUAAGAUUAAUUAUUUUAAGUAAUAUUUUUUCUUUAUCUAAUUCCUACUAUUAACAACUUUGUACACUUUUUAAAUUAGUGUAAUAAUAGUAGUAGCACUUUGCUCAAACACUGUAAAUAAGAUUUAUUUUUUACUAGUGUUUUUAAGCUAAUUACUAUUUUAAGAACUUUUUACAUUUAUUUUUAAAAUUAGUAUAAUGAUAAAAAAAAUAUAAUAGUAAUAGCCCUUGGCACAAACACUUGCUACAUGAAAAAGGAAUUAUUUUAACUAAUAUUUUUUAACCGAAUUAUUAUUUUAACAACUCUUUGUAUUUACUUUUUAAUUAAAAUAAUAAAAAUGAGGACAACAAUACUAACAGCAUUUGGCACAAACGCUUGCUAUAUAAUUAAGAUUUAUCACUAUUAUUAGUGUUUUUUAAUUUUACAUAUUUUAAUGUAAUCAUA